Mytilus trossulus (common blue mussel) is the source of this 249-nucleotide messenger RNA. RefSeq lists its product as uncharacterized. NCBI's taxonomy places the organism in Eukaryota, Metazoa, Mollusca, Bivalvia, Mytilida, Mytilidae. The coding region runs from base 1 to 249 and encodes 82 amino acids. The transcript is spliced from 3 exons. The record is from RefSeq and is a predicted model, not a curated record.
AUGAUUUUUCUAAAGCUUUUUUGUAUUUGGUGUUCUUCAGGAAAUUGUGAGGUGAUGCCGACAGUCAGAGAAUGCAUUUGUUGCAACGAAGUGCAGAAAGUACGCAGCAGAUAUACUUCAUACAGACAGUUUGUAAGAUGGUGUUGGCAAUUCUUUGGGAAAGAGGUACGGGUAGUCAUUUCUUCAUGUGCAGUAUUACGAAUCAGGAGCACAUUCCCUUGCAUGAAUUACACUGGUUUCCAGCAGUGA